Messenger RNA from Symphalangus syndactylus (siamang), 2418 nucleotides. RefSeq names its product multidrug resistance-associated protein 1-like. The record is from RefSeq and is a predicted model, not a curated record. NCBI's taxonomy places the organism in Eukaryota, Metazoa, Chordata, Mammalia, Primates, Hylobatidae. Gene Ontology annotation, cellular component: basolateral plasma membrane. Gene Ontology annotation, biological process: glutathione transmembrane transport; xenobiotic transport. Gene Ontology annotation, molecular function: ATP binding; ATP hydrolysis activity; ABC-type xenobiotic transporter activity.
ACAAACAAACAAAAACCCAACACAGUUAUGACUUUGGAGAAAGGGGUUGGUCUUGGGCAGUGUGCUUGUCCCAGAUCCACCCAGCACGUGUGGGAUGGGGAAACUGAGGCACAAAUGGAGCAGACCCUUCAGCCAUUCUUGCCCCUCCCCCUUUAGAAAAGACAGUUGCUUCACUCCUUUAUUUAGAUAGAGGCUUAGGUCAGGAGUUUUGCUUUGCUUCUUAACAAUAUCUUGGGUCUUCUGAAUUCCCAGGCAUCAAAGUGAUGGACGAGGAGGAAGCAGGGGUCACGGGCAUCAGCGGUCCGGGGAAGGCAAAGCAAAUGGAGAAUGGUGUGCUGGUGACCGACAGUGCAGGGAAGCAACUGCAGAGACAGCUCAGCAGCUCCUCCUCCUAUAGCGGGGACAUCAGCAGGUACCACAACAGCACCGCAGAACUGCAGAAAGCUGGGGCCAAGAAGGAGGAGACCUGGAAGCUGAUGGAGGCUGACAAGGUGCAGACGGGGCAGGCCAAGCUUUCUGUGUACUGGGACUACAUGAAGGCCAUCGGACUCUUCAUCUCCUUUCUCAGCAUCUUCCUUUUCAUGUGUAACCACGUGUCCGCGCUGGCUUCCAACUAUUGGUUCAGUCUCUGGACUGAUGACCCCAUCAUCAACGGGACCCAGGAGCACACGAAAGUCCGGCUGAGCGUCUAUGGAGCCCUGGGCAUUUCACAAGGGAUCGCCGUGUUUGGCUACUCCAUGGCCAUGUCCAUCGGGGGGAUCUUGGCUUCCAGCUUUCUGCACAUGGACCUGCUGCACAGCAUCCUGCGAUCACCCAUGAGCUUCUUCGAGCAGACCCCCAGUGGGAACCUGGUGAACCGCUUCUCCAAGGAGCUGGACACGGUGGACUCCAUGAUCCCAGAGGUCAUCAAGAUGUUCAUGGGCUCCAUGUUCAACAUCCUCGGUGCCUGCAUCGUUAUCCUGCUGGCCACGCCCAUCACCGCAAUCAUCAUCCCGCCCCUCGGCCCCAUCUACUUCUUCGUCCAGAGGUUCUACGUGGCCUCGUCCCGGCAGCUGAAGCGCCUCGAGUCGGUCAGCCGCUCCCCGGUCUAUUCCCAUUUCAACGAGACCUUGCUGGGGGUCAGCGUCAUUCGAGCCUUCGAGGAGCAGGAGCCCUUCAUCCGCCAGAGUGACCUGAAGGUGGACGAGAACCAGAAGGCCUAUUACCCCAGCAUCGUGGCCAACAGGGGGUGGCUGGCCGUGCGGCUGGAGUGUGUGGGCAACUGCAUCGUUCUGUUUGCUGCCCUGUUUGUGGUGAUCUCCAGGCAUAGCCCCAGUGCUGGCUUGGUGGGCCUCUCAGUGUCUUACUCAUUGCAGGUCACCACCUACUUGAACUGGCUGGUUCGGAUGUCAUCUGAGAUGGAAACCAACAUUGUGGCCGUGGAGAGACUCAAGGAGUAUUCAGAGACUGAGAAGGAGGCGCCCUGGCAAAUCCAGGAGACAGCUCCACCCAGCAGCUGGCCCCAGGUGGGCCGAGUGGAAUUCCGGAACUACUGCCUGCGCUACCCAGAGGACCUGGACUUCGUUCUCAGGCACAUCAAUGUCACCAUCAAUGGGGGAGAAAAGGUCGGCAUCGUGGGGCGGACGGGAGCUGGGAAGUCAUCCCUGACCCUGGGCUUAUUUCAGAUCAACGAGUCUGCCGAAGGAGAGAUCAUCAUCAAUGGCAUCAACAUCGCCAAGAUCGGCCUGCAUGACCUCUGCUUCAAGAUCACCAUCAUUCCCCAGGACCCUGUUUUGUUUUCCGGUUCCCUCCGCAUGAACCUGGACCCAUUCAGCCAGUACUCGGAUGAAGAAGUCUGGAUGUCCCUGGAGCUGGCCCACCUGAAGGACUUCGUGUCAGCCCUGCCUGACAAGCUGGACCACGAGUGUGCGGAAGGCGGGGAGAACCUCAGCAAGACGUCUCCUUUUUCGUACCUCUUCCACUAUCUCCAGUUGAUGAUUCUCUGAGCCUCAAGACACCUCCCAAAUGUCUUCUGGUACCUCUUGCACCUUCUCCAGUGGAUGAUUUUGUGACACCAGAGACACCUCCCGUCAAGCGUCGCUGGGGACCUGUAUCAUUUCCUUGAGCUGAUGAUUUUAGGAGAUGCAAGACACCUCCCAACUCUUUUUUCGUACCUCUUCCACCUUCUCCAGUUGAUGAUUCCCUGAGCCUCAAAACACCUCCCUCAGCUACUCAGGAGGUUGAGGCAGAAGAAUCACUUGAACCCAAGAAGCAGAGUUUCAGUAAGCUGAGGACAUGCUAUUGCACUCCAGCCAGGGCAACAUGAGUAAAACUGUGUGUCAAAAAAAAACAAACAAAAAAAUCAAAAAACAAAACACACACUCCAAAAACAAACAAACAAUAGAUAAUAUAAAAAUAAAAUAAAUACUGCAGUCCUUA